Sander lucioperca (pikeperch) is the source of this 2092-nucleotide messenger RNA. RefSeq names its product galectin-3-binding protein A. Gene Ontology annotation, cellular component: membrane. Bases 140 to 1897 code for a protein of 585 amino acids. The transcript has 6 exons. The record is from RefSeq and is a predicted model, not a curated record. NCBI's taxonomy places the organism in Eukaryota, Metazoa, Chordata, Actinopteri, Perciformes, Percidae.
AUUUGUGGUCCCACCCCCACCAAAGUGAAAAUAGGGUUCACUUCUCACAAGCUGUGACAUACUUCAAAAGAGAGGCACAUUUUGGGACGAUAGCACUUCAUAACCUGAGGGGAGAAGAGUCCUACACUGGCGGUUGGAAAUGCUCGCACAACGAAACCUAUUCACUCUGUGGCUUCUGCUACUUCUCCAUGUCUCUGGAAGUGUAAUGAGAUUUAACUUGUUCAAACAAAGCGAAAGAAACCCUGUGCCGCAGGAAGGUGAUGUGAGGCUGUUUGGCGGCAGUGUUUUCGAGGGCCGUGUGGAAAUCUACCAUGAGGGUUAUUGGGGAACGGUGUGUGACGAUGGCUGGGGCAUGGCCGAGGCCCAAGUGGUGUGUCGUCAGCUCCACUUCCCCGGAGCCAAAUCUGUUGUCAUUGGGAAGAACUAUGGAAAAGCAUCUGGACCUAUUUGGCUGGAUGAUUUAACAUGUAAAGGCACAGAGAACCAUCUGUUUACAUGUGCUUUCACAAGCUGGGGAACAACUGACUGCAGCCACAAAGAGGACGUCGGAGUUAUUUGUGCAACAACCGGCACCAAUAUGACCAUCAGUGAUUCUACACACUCACUGGACCACAGCAUUAGUCUGUCUGAUGAGCUCGGCCAAAUCUUUGACAGCGGGAAUGGCUGUGACUUCCUGAUCUUGAUCCAGAGUGCGACUGGAAACAGAGAGGAGGACGGGACCCCGGAGAUGGUUGGGACAACGAUUUGCACACACAAAAUUAUCCUCUCACAAUUCCCACUCUUCAAUGCUUCAGAGGGGAUAACAAGCAUCACGGUCCCUAUCAGCCAGUCUUGCCAACCGCAUUUCACCUCCUUCAUCAGGUACAUUUACACCCGCAAGGUGGAUGUGACUUUCUCCUCUGCCCAGUGCCUCCACUGGAUGGCGUAUACGUUUGGGGUGAAGCAGCUGAUGGAGGACACAGGCCGGCUGUUCUCUAAAAUCCUCCCAGAAGACCCCUUGUUUAACACCCAGGUGUCUCUUUACGAAUAUGCAGAAGAGACUGGGGACUUGGUCCUCCAAGAGAACUGUAUUCAGUAUCUGGCCUGGAACUACGAAAAUCUGACCAUGUCCCCCGCUUGGACCCACCUCUCCGUUAACCUCCUUGGAUCCCUUCUAACCCGCUCAGACCUGGUGGUGCCAGAUGAAUAUUUUCUGCUUCAGACUGUGGAGAGCUGGAUCACAGAGAAAGGCAACACGACCAGUUUGGAAACCCAGCUUGACCUGUUGAAUCGCAUACGUUUCCCUAUGAUUCCAGCGGAAACACUGUAUGACCUGGAGUACAACUCGUCUCUCUACAGCACUCAUAAGAACAUGUAUCGUGAAAAGAUCUUGGAAGCAUUCCAGUUUAAUGUUCUGCUUUUUAGCAAUCUGAUUUCCAACCCAAAGUUCAACAGAGAAGAUGAUCAUUUCCAGCCCAGGUUCUACACCACUAAGCCAUGGAGCACUGUUAUAAUUCCAAACCAAACAAGCUCUCAUUUUCAAUACGGGGGGCAUCGUGGGUAUUAUCAAACCCCAACCAAGUCGCUCAGCACACCUGUCCACAACAGCCUGAUCUUUAAUCGCAACAAGGUUAACUGGGAGGCAAGUGUCUUCAAGAACCAAUAUGAAUGUUCAAACCGAGGCAUGAGGUGCGACUCGUUGCCUAUGGCAAGACUGAUUACCUACAACCACCUCACCGAUCAGAGCAACAUCACCUUUCGUAACCGGCUCCUGCUGAUGUGCCAAGGCAAGUACAUCUGUCAUGUCCAGGACUUCAAGGCCAACGUGGCUUAUGUGAAUGGGACCCAGGUUCUUACCUAUCCCUGUCCUGAUGACCAGUACACCUACCGCUUUGUGGUGAGACCGGAGUAUGUCUGAUCCAAUAGCAAGGCCUGGUUCUAUAUUUCUCACAUCUGAUCAAUUUGUCUGCUUAUUAUUCAAUAGAUUACAAUGAUUCUACAAUAUUACCCAUGUGAUUUUUUUUCAUACAUUUUUGUUGAUUAGCUACAAAUGUAUCACCUUCUGCUUUCAUUUAUAUGGCAAAUAAAUAAAGAGAUUUCUAGAUCAUUUUCA